Molecule: messenger RNA, 3915 nt
Organism: Anolis sagrei ordinatus
Lineage: Eukaryota; Metazoa; Chordata; Lepidosauria; Squamata; Anolidae
Gene: FADS6
Product: fatty acid desaturase 6
Biological process (GO): lipid metabolic process
Cellular component (GO): membrane
Molecular function (GO): oxidoreductase activity, acting on paired donors, with oxidation of a pair of donors resulting in the reduction of molecular oxygen to two molecules of water
Source: RefSeq, a predicted model, not a curated record
UGGAGGGGGAUCCGAAGCCAACCGAGGCUGGGGCCACUGCGCGAGGGGUCUCUGCUUCCCUCGGGACUGCUGCCCGAGCCUUGGCCCUCCUUCGGCUCCUGCCCCGACAAGCCCUUCUUCCUUGGCGUCGGAAAGAGCCGAAGGCAAAGAGUCAGCGCUGGGAAGGGAGCUCGGGGUCGCGGGAAGGGAGCAAGCCAGCCAAACCUGCUCCUCUGCCGCCGCGGAGAGAGGCCGUCCCCUUUUGGCAGCGGGCCCAGGGCCAGCUUGGCUCUCGGGGCGAGGGCGAAGCACCCUGAAGCGCAGCAGUGCGGGCCAAGGAGGCGGGUGCCUGUCUCCUGUUCCCUUUCCCGGGACUGGAGAGCUGAUCCUGCAGAAGAAGCCCGGGCACCUUGGCGCGCGCUCCGCAGUGUCCUCUGCCCAGCGGCUGGGAAUGGAGCCCUGGCAGCAGAAGCAGGAGGAGGAAGAGGAGAAGGAGAUGCUGCUGAAGAGCUGGCAGGAGUGGUACCCAGAGGGGCGCCCCGAGCCCACUGCGGGCUCUUCCUCGCUGAGCCCAGCGGAAAGAGGGAGCCAACUCGGACCAGGGGACGCCUCCAAACCCGACAAGCUUCCCAAUGGGUGCCGAAGAAGAAGGGAGAAGGAAGAAGAGAAGGAAGGGCUCUCCCAAGGAGAAGGUGCCAGCAGGCCCACCCAAGGCCCCCCUUGGCCAGGAGAGAUGGCCCUCUCCCAGGAGGGCGGAGAGGCAGAGGGGGGCCCGCCAGAGAGGAGCCGAAGGGAAGCUGAGUCCCUGAUGGGGGAGCUCUCCCAGGUGGUGCAGGAAGUGGUGAGGAGCAGCUCCUGGUGGGAGAAGCAUGGCCUGGAUGGCACCAUUCUGGCACUGAACUUUCUCAGCUUGCCCAUAGGGUUCUUGCUGCUGCGUUCUGAUAAUCCUUUUGCUUUCCUGUGUGGUGCUGUCAUCCUGGGUAUGGUGCAUCAUACCAUCGCUGUGAAGGGAAGCCACUUGGCCACUCACAAUGCCUUGGUGGAGUCCAAAUCAUGGGGGAAAUUAUGGGCUGUCUUCUUCAUUGAGGUUUGUUCCUCCUUCACAGCUGAACAGGCGACCUACAACCAUGUGAAACUCCACCAUGCUUACACAAAUGUCAUUGGUCUUGGGGACUCCAGUACAUGGAAGCUUCCUUUCCUGAACCGUUAUGUUUACAUGUUCAUUGCGCCUCUUGCUGUACCUAUUAUCACCCCUUUUGUGGCAAUAGGCUUGCUGAAAGAAGCUGAAUGGAAAACAGCCACCCGGACUAUCUGUUGUAUAUUAGUUGGCCUGUGUUCCCAUUACUGGCUGCUGAUUAAUAUCUCAGGGUUCCAGUCCGUGUGGUCUGCUUUUAGCUGUAUGUUGGUCACACGAUCUCUCCUUAUCCAUCCUUACAUCCAUGUUAAUAUCUUCCAGCAUAUUGGCCUCCCAAUGUUUUCUACUGAAAAGAAGCCAAAACGGAUUCAUAUGAUGACCCUUGGAGUCCUGAACUUGCCUCGAAAUCCCCUGCUGGAUUGGUCCUUUGGGCACUCAAUCAUCAGCUGUCAUGUUGAGCACCAUCUCUUCCCAACAUUAUCAGAUAAUAUGUGCCUGAAGAUCAAGCCAGUUGUUUCUCAGUAUUUGAAAGAGAAGAAAUUGCCAUAUAAUGAAGAUUCGUAUUGGUCUCGCCUGAAGUUGUUCCUGGGCAAAUAUGAAGAACUGAUGGUCUAUGCGCCACCAAUUACUGAACUUGUUGGGAUACAGUAAUGGCACCAUCGGCCACAAUGGAUUCUUUCUCAGGAUUAAGACAUUUAGAACCCACAUUAGGUUCUGUUCCAGCCAUUAAGGAGGAAACCAACAUGUCUUUUAAUGUCUUCCAUAUGGACAAGUAGCAAUGACCUUUGGAUUAAAAGAAUGCCAACUCUCUAGCAACUCUCCAGGGAAAACCAGUAACUCUUCCAAUGCAAUAGGAACAAAAUGGAGAGAGAAAUUUUGAAAUCUCAAUUUUUCUCAAUUGAAACUUGAAUGUUUACACCAACUUUGAUGCAGCUUUUCCAUUCUGCUUCUUUGCGGUUCCAGGGAGAAAAUUGUUCUUUCCUAUGUUAUUUUUCUCUUCCUUAGGCAAAAUAAUGUCCAUGUUGGAACAUGUUUGCAUUCCAUAUAGGUAUUUCCCAGUAAUAUUAACCAAAAUGAAUGGUGCAAAUAGCUGUCCUUUCUUUCUGUCCUUAAUGGACUUUACAUGAUAAGACAAAAAGAUGAAAGUCAUAAGAAAAGAUAGGAAAGUUACCAAUGAUAGGAAAAAGCAUUUGGAUCAUGCUGUAGAGUGCUGUGAGGGUGAUUGCAUGCUAAAAGCCUUGUCUGGAAGCACUCUAAAAUAUUUCAGGAGCUGACUGCAGGAGUUUUUCCUAUAUCUUGGUUGUGCGGCUCAGAGAGCCGGCAGCAGGUCAAAUGGAUUUCUGCAUCUGCAUUAUGUUGCCUAACUUUCUGUUAGGCAGGGUUAGAUUAGGCAACAUAAAGCCCUCCAGAUAUUGCUGGACUGCCAUUACCAUUAUCCAUCAGCAUUGGCUAUGUUGCCUAAGACUGAUGGGAUAUGGAGUCCUGCAAUGUCUGAAGAACUACAUUUUGCCUGCCUCUAUUUUACAUUAUUAGAUCUGUUUUGGCCGUGCAGGCUAUCAUUGUGAAGGGGAAAGAAAGAUAUGAUCAGGCCAAACCACUAUGCAAACGUGUCUGGGAUAAUAACUCAGGGAUUCUAUGUUAAUUUAUGCUAAAUCAUUGGAGGAAAGUCAAGUCUGCAGUCUUGGACCCUGAGAAAGGAGCAUUUCCCUACAAGGAUGCUUGAUGAGCCUGAAAAAUUUCCUGUUCCCUACUGUAAAAAAGGAAAAUGUUAUUUGAGCAAACAGUGACAUCACAAAGACCAGGAAAAUGGAACAACCAACCUGGCAAGGAUUACAAUGCAGAGAGAGCCUGUAUGAAUUUUGGAUACCUUAUUAUACUUUGCAGUGCCAGCCUAGUUUUGGUACUUUAAGUCAGGAUAAAACAUAUGCUAUUGAUAAAACUGGUAAUGCAAAUAUACUUUUAUCCAUUUUCCUGGAUGUUUGUUUUUGAAAAAAUCUGAAAUUUUAGCAAGGAUUAAGGGGACAGAGGCACAGUAGCACAGGGAGAUGAAAGUAGUAGGGAAAGAGGAGUUUAAAAAGACAGCCAUGAAUGAGAAUACUGAAGCGUCACUCCAUUACCAUUACUAUAGCCCACAAUCCAUCUCUACUGUCUCUGAAUUUUAAUUGAAGUUGUAAGACAGAUAGCCCUCUCCCUAUUUGUGAUAGAUCCAAAAUGUGAUUGAUCCAACAUACAAACUGUGUACAUGAAUAUGUGUGUGCAUGUAUUUGGAUCUAUCACAUUUCGCUAUUAAAUGGACUAUCCAAUCCUUAGUGUGCAUAUGUGAUAUAUACGUUUGAAUUAUCACAUUUUGCUAUUUCUUGCCUGUCUUGUUGCUUUUUAUAUAUUCUUCCAGGCAAGACGGAAGCACUUUGCAACCAAUGUGCCAUUCUGGGCCACUGGCUAUGUUUGUGGAGCAAGGUAUCCAUGAAAAGGAUGGAAAGUGCAUCAAUACAGGAGAUGGGAAAUUGGGUUGCAAAGCAGUAUAUGCAUGUGCAGGGAUAACAUUUGCUGUCCUCCACACAAUCCUACAUCAGUGCAAUUAAACUGUAGAAAAAGAUGCCACAGAAGGGACAAACUGAUUAUGCUACUAGAAUUCUCCAUGCUAUUGAACAUUUCUGCUGGACAGAUCUUCCAUGCCAUAGUUGAUUGAAGAGAUGUACUUUAAUUUUUUGAUGAAAUAUUUUGAGGCAGCUUACAUCACAUACUUAACAACCGACAAUGCAGCAGCAAAGACAAUCUAUUAAAAUAACACCAUGUUCAAA